AUGGCCGUUACUCCAAUCCAGUCCCUCGUCUCAAGUCUACCCCCAGAGGUUCUUGCAAAGAUCCCAGCUAUCGCUGCUCCCCUCGGUGUCACCUCAAACUUGGUCAAUCCAACAAGUAGAGGUUCUGUAUUGGCUGGCAUUAUGAUAAUAUGUUACACUAUUCGAGUUUAUACACGAUUGGCAAUUCAGCGAAAAGUGACAUGGUGUGAUUUCACUCUACUUAUAGGUUUCCGCUUUGGUGGUCUAUAUCGAUGUUCUAAUAUGUACGUAUACCUACAAUUAUUACGCAUGUAUCAAGCAUCAAUUGAUUAUCCAAAAGCUGGCACUGGAGAUUGUAUUGUUGGUAUUCAUUCGUGGGAUAUCUCCUUAUUGCGUCUAUUCAGUCGGCGAAAUUUGAUAGCUCUUUACAUAGGUACUUGGAUGGUCUAUUUUGCUCUAGGCUUCGUAAAGCUUUCUCUCUUUCUUAUGUAUCUUGAAAUAUUUGUAGGAUUACAAUGGAUGAAAACUUGUGUAUAUAUUGGUGCUAUGCUUUCUUCCCUAUUUUAUCUCGCUAUUACGGUCGGUCACUUUUGUCUGGCGACGCCUUUUAAUGGCGAAACAUGGAAAUCACAUAUAGUCUCAGCCCGCACACUCAAAGCGAUUACCUUUUCCGUUCCCACGGCCGCUGUGGGGUUGGCGAUUGAUGUUUAUCUCUUCAUCUUGCCGUUCAUUGCUGUUAUCAGAUUGCAUCUGCCAAUGCGGAAGCGAAUACCUGCUAUGAUGAUGUUUAGUGUGGGAUUACUCGCCUGCAUGGGAUCUGCGUUGGGCAUAUAUUACCGGGUGCGGUUUAAUCGAACUGACGAUAUGGAUAUCGGUAUUAUGUUAUGCUGCUUUCUGGCCAUGCGACUAUUUCUCCGCACAUACCGACACACGUUUUCAAGUGUAGCUGUCGCUCUCGCAUCUUUUCUACGCUGUAGAUUAGAACUAUCAAAAUCAAGCGCUCAUAUCACGAUUUUUAAAGAUGAAUCAACCCAAGAAUCUGCUAUUACUAGACCAGCACCGAUAAAAGCUCUGGGUCGUAAUCUUUAUCCAAAUCUUGAUGUGACGAGCCCUUCGGAUUUUGAAGGUAGUGCCUUGAGCAGUAAAUGUUGUAAUGGCUUGAGCACAAAAUCGGCUGGCGAAAAUGCUUUUCCCAUCGCUACUCAUGAGCUUCGCCACUAG
Molecule: messenger RNA, 1200 nt
Organism: Botrytis byssoidea
Lineage: Eukaryota; Fungi; Ascomycota; Leotiomycetes; Helotiales; Sclerotiniaceae
Exons: 7
Coding region: 1-1200 (399 amino acids)
Source: RefSeq, a predicted model, not a curated record